Molecule: messenger RNA, 1377 nt
Organism: Naegleria lovaniensis
Lineage: Eukaryota; Heterolobosea; Eutetramitea; Acrasida; Naegleriidae
Exons: 1
Coding region: 1-1377 (458 amino acids)
Biological process (GO): protein transport
Cellular component (GO): cytoplasm
Source: RefSeq, a predicted model, not a curated record
AUGGACAAGCACGAUAACAUUGAAUCAACAGAUGCCUCUCUUGAAGAAUCAACAACUAUUAAACGUGAUGAACAACAUUCGGCCCCUUCAACACCUUCGUCCAUCAUUCCGAAGCAAUCACUGGAAAGAUUUCAAUUUAAAAACACAAUCAAAGCCGGCGGAUCCAUUCGUAUUAGACUUGCCAGAGAAAACAAAUUUAUUAAAGAACACGAUAGUAUAUCAGGCACCAUAGAUGUCAAAUUAACUGAAGGCUUGGAUUCAUCCCUAUCUAAAAAACUGAUAUUGAGAUGCAAAGCCUUUGAGCGUCUUCUCAAGAAACAAGAGAAUGAACAAUUCGAGUUGGAAAAAGAAAAUGUAUUUUGCUUGGAUUACAUUUUAAUCAAGGACUUUAUGAAUGAAGACCUCGAAAUUGGCCAGCAUUCAUAUCCAUUUACUUAUCUAUUACCGGAUAGAAUUCCGACAAGUAUAUUCCAUGAAAGAAAUGACACUCAAUACGUCAUUUGUUACAAACUCAAAGCGUUCCUAGUAACAGAACAUGAUGCAGUAACGUUGCAACCUCAUUCUCCUUCUCCUCCAACUUACACAGAGCAGAAACAUUCCCAUCAACAUCACCAUCCUAACAAUGAAGAGAUGACACAGAACCAACAUCAAGAAAAAUCUUCCAAGAAAAAAUCCCUUGUUGUCAAGAACGCAGAUUCCUUUCACAAAUGCAAAAUUGAAAAGUCUUGCAUAUUUUUGGUUAGUGAAUUAUAUCCAACACUUGAGGGAAUUGGAAAAUCUUCAAUGCAUUUUGAAACCUCGAAAAAGUUUCUAUUCUCUUCGAAAAAGCUGAAAAUAAGCUGUAAUUUUGCAAGAAAUGUUUUUAGAAUGUUUGAUGACGAUAUCGUUUUUAAUCUCCUCAUUGACAAUGAAUCAUCAAAAACCGUCAACAAAAUAGUAAUCGAGCUCAUACAAUCGUUUAAGCAUAUAGAUUCUGAUGAAAAGGAAAAUGACAGCUCUGCCAUUAAAAUUUUUGAAUCGAAAACAGAACAAGUUGAGGAAACUGUGAUGUUUCAGAAACAAUUUGAUGAACCUGUCGAACCUGAAGCAAAAUUGGAAAAGAAGGUGAUAUUUGAAAUACCAUCUUAUCGUGACAUGUCAUCAGAAGUUAAUGUUAAGAAGACUGAGGGUAGCAAACCAAUCAAUGAGCAAUAUGAUGCUUUUGAAAACAGAAAGUAUUGGCUUCCAAGCGUCAACAAUUCCAAACUCAUUCACGUCUCAUACGCUAUUAAGGUUACUUGUAUGGUUUCUUCAUUUGUUGGUCCUGAUGUUGUGUUGUCAUGUCCCCUCUAUAUUAAGCCCUCGGUGACAGGUCUUCAUUACCCCAAGAAGGAUUAA